This is a messenger RNA of Papaver somniferum (opium poppy), 817 nucleotides long. RefSeq names its product lactoylglutathione lyase-like. The transcript is spliced from 4 exons. Lineage: Eukaryota; Viridiplantae; Streptophyta; Magnoliopsida; Ranunculales; Papaveraceae. The record is from RefSeq and is a predicted model, not a curated record. Bases 64 to 495 code for a protein of 143 amino acids.
UAAGAUGUUGUUUGUAUUCGGUUGAAGAUCAGUACAAGCAGAGAAACUGAAAACCUAACAAAAAUGGCAGCAGCAGGAGUUUAUCUUCAUCACAUAGCAAGAGAAACCCCAGAUGUAGAACGUCUUACUAAAUUCUAUCAAGAGAUAUUUGGGUUUGAAAGGAUUGAAACCCCUGAUUUCGGACCAAUGAAAGUGGUCUGGUUUAAAAUUUCUCCCGUUUCUUCACUUCAUCUCAUUGAGAAAAACCCAGAAGCCAAGCUUCCAGAAAGUCCAUGGAGUACUACUGGAGGUGUUACUGAUCCAAAAUAUCUUCCAAGAGGACAUCAUCUUUGUUUUGCUGUUUCAAAUUAUGAUACUGUCCUUCAAACCCUAAAGGACAAAGGUAUUGAGACGUUUGAGAAGACGCAGCCUGAUGGAAAGACUAAGCAAGUCUUUUUCUUCGACCCAGACGGCAAUGGUUUAGAGUUUGGAGACUGGGAAGCUCCAAAACUCUGAAACUUUGGUUAGUGCCAUCAGUGAGGAAACAUUACGUCAUGUCAAUAUUGAGUAAAACGUGCAUCACCAUCAACUUUGUAAUGCAGUUCUAACAAUUGAUAAGAAGACAUGUUUCUAUGUUUCUCUCAUUGGUCAUAUGUUGGAACUACUGCUACCAAUACUACCAACACUACCAACACCAUGGCAGCUAGCUAUAUCUACUGAAGCUGUAAUAUAAAAGGAAUGUAAAUUAGUUCUAUGUAGUGCCUAGUUAGUAAGUUCGCGAAUGAUUCGCGAAUCAUUCGCGAAUUUUUCCGUAUCACGAAUUUUACCGUUUUAUUCG